GCAGGACUGAGAUAGUGCAGGCAGUAGGUGGCAGCCCCCCAACCCCCACCGAGUGUGCAGACAGAAGAGAGAUAGCACUGUCCCCGGGGGGAAGGGGACAAACUGGCCAUGGGGUCACCUGGGCAGCGGCUGUGCGAGGAGGCGCGGUGCCCCGUGUGCCUGGACUUCCUACAGGAUCCAGUCAGCGUAGACUGUGGCCACAGCUUCUGUCUGCGCUGUAUUUCUGAGUUCUGCGACAAAUCAGACAGAGAGCAGGGCGGCCUCUUUGCCUGCCCGCAGUGCCGUGGCCCCUUCAAGAGGGAGGGUUUCCGUCCCAACCGGCAGUUGGCCAACCUGGUGGAUGGCUUGCGGCAGCUGGGGCGGGUCGCCGGGCCCUUGGGGAUGCAAUGCCCGCAGCACGGCCAUGAGCUCAGCAGAUUCUGCGAGGAGGACCAGAAGGCGCUGUGCUGGGCCUGCGACUCUGGCCCUGAGCACAGGGGCCACCGCACAGCGCCCCUGCAGGAGGCUGCCCAGCGACACCAGGCAGAGCUCCAGAUGGCCUUGGAACUUGUGAGGAAAGAGAUGGAGGAGGCCUUGACUCAGGAGGCCAACGUGGGGAAGAAAACUGUCAUUUGGAAGGAGAAAGUGGAAACUCAGAGGCACCGCUUCAGGUUGGAGUUUGAGAAGUACCGCGGUUUCCUAGCCCAGGAGGAGCAGCUGCAGCUGAGACGACUGGAGCAGGAAGAGCGCUCCACAUUACAGAGACUCCGUGAAGGCCAGAGGCAGCUGGCGCAGCAAGGCAGGACCUUGAGGGAACUGGCCCAGGAGCUAGAGGACCUCUGCAGGCGCCCGGCCUUGGGUCUGCUGGAGGGGGUGAGAGGAGCCUUGAACCGAUGUAAGAGUGUCACUCGGCCUAAACUAGAGACCAUCCCCAUGGAGCUGAAGACAAUGUGUCGAAUCCCUGGAAUGAGAGAAAUGUUGAGGAAGUUCCAAGUUGACAUAAAGCUGGACCCUGCCACAGCGCAUCCUAGCCUCCUCUUGACUGCUGACCUGCGCAGUGUGAAGGAUGGAGAACUGUGGAGGGAUGUCCCCAACAACCCUGAGCGAUUUGACACGUGGCCCUGUAUUCUGGGUUUGCAGAACUUCUCAUCAGGAAGGCAUUACUGGGAAGUCAUGGUGGGAGAAAGAGCAGAGUGGGGUUUAGGAGUCUCUCAAGACACGGUGCCAAGAAAGGGGGAAACUACACCAUCUCCUGAGAAUGGAGUCUGGGCCAUGUGGCUGCUGAAAGGAAAUGAGUACAUGGUUCUUGCCUCCCCAUCAGUGCCUCUCCUCCACCUAGAACGGCCUCGUCACAUUGGGAUUUUCUUGGACUAUGAAGCAGAGGGAAAGGGAGCCUUCAUCUCUGAGUCUUUGGCAGGGAAGGAAAAAAAUCUAACUGGAUUGAUAACACCUCUUUGUUUUCAUGGACCUGGAAGAAUGGUGGACUCCUGUCUCAAAGACCAAUCUUCAGUUUCAAAGAUCAGACCUCUUCUGGCUCAAGCCAGUCAUUCUUAUAAAGAUAGAGGACAAGACAGUGUCAACUUUCUAUACCAUCCUGACUUCCAUGCUGCAACCUAUCAUUUACAGCCUCUGCAACAAGGAAGUGACCAGGGCAUUCAUGAAUGUGUUAGGGAAGAACAUUUCUGAAAA
Molossus molossus (Pallas's mastiff bat) is the source of this 1668-nucleotide messenger RNA. It is a transcript of the gene TRIM58, whose product is annotated as tripartite motif containing 58. The record is from RefSeq and is a predicted model, not a curated record. Bases 109 to 1665 code for a protein of 518 amino acids. The transcript is spliced from 9 exons. NCBI's taxonomy places the organism in Eukaryota, Metazoa, Chordata, Mammalia, Chiroptera, Molossidae. Gene Ontology annotation, molecular function: protein binding; zinc ion binding.